Molecule: messenger RNA, 1518 nt
Organism: Chrysochloris asiatica (Cape golden mole)
Lineage: Eukaryota; Metazoa; Chordata; Mammalia; Afrosoricida; Chrysochloridae
Product: cell wall protein AWA1-like
Exons: 1
Coding region: 1-1518 (505 amino acids)
Source: RefSeq, a predicted model, not a curated record
AUGUGUGACACCUCCUGCUCCUCAGGCAACCAGUCGGGCAGUUCCAUGCCCAUGUACUGCACACCCCUGACUUGUGUUUCCACUGCCAGCUCCUCGUCCUCGUCCUCGGGCUCUGGGAGCUCCUCCAGUCACCCUGUGUCCUAUAUGACUGUGCUGUACAGCCCUGUGAGCGGCAUGGCCUCCUCCAGCCAGUCACCCUGUGGGGCUUCCAGUAGCUCCUCCGGUAGAGGCCAGUCAUCUUGUGGCAGCUCUUCCAGCGGCAUGACCAGUGGCUCAUCCAGCCAUGGCCAAGUUGCCAUCCUUGUUCCUGUGAGCAGCAGUUCCUCCUCCAGCCACUCACCCUGUGGGACUUCCAGCAGCAACUCUGGUGGCAGCCAGUCAUCUAGUGGCAGCUCUUCCGGAGGCAUGACCAGCGGCACGUCCAGCCCUGGCCAAGUAGCCUGCAUUGUGCUCAUGAGCGGUGAGCCCUCUUCCAGCCAGUCACCAAGUGGGUCUUCCAGCAGCUGCUCUGGAGGCGGCAAGUCAUUAUGUGGCAGCUCUUCCUGUGGUGUAACCUGCAGCACAUCCAGCCCUGGCCAAGUUUUCCACUUUGUGCCCGUGAGCAUCGUGUCCUUGUCCAGCCAGUCAUCCUGUGGGGUUUCCAGCAACUCCUCUGGUGGCAGCCAGUCAUCUAGUGGCAGCUCUUCCGGAGGAAUGACUGGCGGUGCAUCCAGCCCUGGCCAAGUUGUCCACUUUGUGCCUGUGAGCAGCGUAUCCUUGUCCAGCCAGUCAUCCUGUGGGUCUUCCAGCAGCUCCUCUGGUGGCUGCCAGUCAUCUAGUGGCAGCCCUUCCAGUGGAAUGACUGGCGGUGCAUCCAGCCCUGGUCAAGUUGCCAUCCUUGUGCCUAUGAGCAGCGGUUCCUCCUCCAGUCAGUCAUCCUGUGGGGCUUCCAGCAGCUCUUCUUGUGGUGGCCAGUCAUCUAGUGGCAGCUCUUCUGGAGGCAUGACCGGCGGCAUGUCCAGCCCUGGCCAAGUAGCCUGCAUUGUGCUCAUGAACGGCAUGUCCUCUUCCAGCCAGUCACCCAGUGGGUCUUCCAGCAGCUGCUCUAGUGGUGGCAAGUCAUUAUGUGGCAGCUCUUCCUGUGGUGUAACCUGCAGCACAUCCAGCCCUGGCCAAGUUGUCUACUUUGUGCCCGUUAGCGGCAUGUCCUCCUCCAGCCAGUCACCCUGUGGAACUUCCAGCAGCUCCUCUGGUGGCGGCCAGUCAUCGAGUGGCAGCUCUUCCGGAGGCAUGACUGGCGGCACAUCUAGUCCUGGCCAGGUUGUCUUUCUUGUGCCUGUGAGCAGCAGUUCCUCCUCCAGCCAGUCAUCCUGUGGAGCUUCCAGUGGCUCCUCUGGUGGAGGCCAGUCAUCUACUGGCAGCUCUUCUGGAAGCAUGACCUGUGGCAUGUCCAACCCUGGUCAAGUGGCCUUCUUUGUGCCCAUGACCUGCAAGCCUGCCAUGUACAUGGUCCCCUCCAGCCAGUCUUCCUGCUCAUAA